ACACUUGUAUCUGCGCCGCACACGUGUGGUUCUUCUAAACUUGUACCCAUGGCGGGUUCAUUUUCUCAGCAGCUCGAGGAUUUGUUGAAUCCUUUGCCUAAAUUUGCCGACCCUGAAGAUGACGAGGAUGAAGCAACGAAAGCCAAAGUUGUAGAUAAAUCCAACCAGGACGAUGACGAAGAUGAGGUCGGCCACAGCGCUCUGCGGAAGCACAGCACAUCCCUGCUCACAGACACUGACAGACGGUACGUGGGGAAGGCAAUCUCCCGUAAGCAGCUGAUGAUUGAUAUUGAUGGAUCUGGUGAUGAUGAUGAUGAUGAGGAGGAGGAGGAGGAGGAGGGCAGCGUAGAGGAGCUAGAGGAAGAUGGAUCUAUGGGGGAUGAAGAAGCUGAUGAUGAUGAUGAUGAGUUAGAAGAUGAGGAGGAGGAGGAACUGGUGGACAGUGAUGCACAGCUUGAUGUCAAACUAGAGAAAAAGACCAAAGGUGCAGACGUGACCUUUCCUAAAGGAGUGGACUUCCACAAACUCACUGAGGGCAUGGAUGACCUCGGAAUGAGUGAGGAAGAUGAUGAGAGUAGAGAUGACACAGAGGGCAGCGAUGAUGAUGAUGACGAGAUGGGAGAGGACGAUGAAGACGCAGAGGAAGAUGGAGCUGUCCACACCUUUUCCCAGGACAAAGUAGACGAGGAGGUUGAUAAAGGGAAGGCUGUGAAGAACCAGCUGGCUCUGUGGGACCACCUGCUCGAGGGCCGGAUCAAAACCCAGAAGGCUCUGGUGACGGCGAACCAGCUUCCCCAGCCAGAGACUCUCCCAGAAUUCAAGAGGAGGGGCGGAGCUGAGCUUGCAGGUGAGCUGAAAAAUGCUCACAAAGCUUUGAAAGCUCUUCAGAGAUCCCUGCUGGAGCUGCAAGACCAGCUGCUGUACCAGAACCCACACACCAGGAGCAUCGCUCUGGGGAAGACUGGAGCUGAUGGUGAGGAUGAGGAGAUAAACAGUGAUGAGGAUGAGGAAGAAGAGGGGUCAGCUCAGGAGGAUAGCGCCAUGAAACGUAAACUGGAGAUGGCUGAGUAUCCGGACUUUAUGGCCAAACGUUUUGCUGCAUUCCAACCUUACUGUAACGCUACGUUACAGAAGUGGCACGACAAAACCAGAUUAACGAUGGGCAAGACCAACAGGGGUUUUGGAGCUUUUGAUAGAAACAUACUAACACAGGUGGAACAGGUACUAAUGGACAAGGAGAGGCUGGUGAGGCGUACUCAGACCCGCCGCUCUGAAUACAGAGUCCUGGGGAAAAAGGAAACCUCCUCUCUCACCUCUGAGACUGUUUUCACAGAAGGAGAAGCAGCAGAGCAACAGUUGAAAGCAAACACACAUCUGAAAGAUCUGGAUGAAGACAUAUUUGAUGACGACGACUUCUACCACCAGCUGCUCAGAGAGCUUAUAGAGCGGAAGACGAGUGCUGCAGACCCCAAUGACCAGGUGGCUAUGGGUAGGCAGUGGCUGGCCAUCCAGAAAUUACGCAGCAAGAUAAAGAAGAAGGUGGACACUAAAGCCAGCAAGGGACGUAAAGUGAGAUUCCACAUCCACAGCAAGCUGGUCAAUUUUAUGGCUCCUGUCGAUCACAGCUCCAUGAGUGACGAGGCGCGCACUGAACUCUACCGUGGACUCUUUGGUCAGAACUCCACAGCCAGGGAGUGAAACAUGAACACACUUUUUUUCCAUACCAGCGGAUAAUAUAGAGCAGCAGUUUGGGCAGUUAGGACUUGGACUCAGCAAAGCGGACCUUGAAGUUCCUAAAAAUACCUCCUUACUGACAAGCUUUCAUCGUUAUGUUUGCUCUGUUUGUGUAUUGGACUAAUUUGUAUAACAAGUGUCUCCCCAGAACAAAAUUCUUUGAAUACGAUGUAGAUUUGGAGAUCGAUCGAUGCAUAUUUCUGGUGAAAUCUGAAUCAAAUAUUUAAGUAAAAGUUUUACUUAAAGUUAUUUAGUUUGUUUCUUUUUUCAAUGAAAGCUUUAUGAAAUAAAGAACAAACAGACAAGCGCUCAAAUAGUGUUAUAAAAUCAAAUGAAUAAUCAAAAAACAAUUAAAAAAAUAAAGAUAACA
Cheilinus undulatus (humphead wrasse) is the source of this 2104-nucleotide messenger RNA. RefSeq names its product apoptosis antagonizing transcription factor (gene aatf). The coding region runs from base 49 to 1698 and encodes 549 amino acids. Lineage: Eukaryota; Metazoa; Chordata; Actinopteri; Labriformes; Labridae. The transcript has a single exon. Gene Ontology annotation, cellular component: nucleolus; nucleus. The record is from RefSeq and is a predicted model, not a curated record. Gene Ontology annotation, biological process: regulation of transcription by RNA polymerase II.